Messenger RNA from Onychostoma macrolepis, 2637 nucleotides. It is a transcript of the gene slc43a3b, whose product is annotated as solute carrier family 43 member 3b. The record is from RefSeq and is a predicted model, not a curated record. Gene Ontology annotation, biological process: transmembrane transport. Lineage: Eukaryota; Metazoa; Chordata; Actinopteri; Cypriniformes; Cyprinidae. The transcript has 13 exons. Gene Ontology annotation, molecular function: transmembrane transporter activity. Bases 105 to 1592 code for a protein of 495 amino acids.
UCUGUAUACUUUGUUGAAGGAGUUGAAGAUUUAGGAGACACUGGAGAAACUCCAAAACUGUUUGAAAAGAGGACAGAGGAGUGCAGCAGAGAGAAAGAGGCAAGAUGUUUGGCUGCCAGGGAGGCGGGUUGAGGGUACGGUCCUGGUUUACUCUGAUAUCUGGGUUAGUGGAGUGUUUGGGGUUCGCAGGGGUUGUUUUUGGCUGGGUAUCGUUGGUUUUUGUGCUCAAGACUGAAGGCUACUUCAGAAGUCUAUGUGUGAAUGCCACAAUAAAUGGAACUGCUGUUGAAGAUUGCAGUAGACAGGAUGAGCAGCUCUCACUCAUCUUCACCAUCGCAUCCUUCAUGAACAACUUUCUCACACUGCCAAAUGGCUUCCUGUUUGACCUCUUUGGUACCACAGUUGCCAGGCUACUGGGAAUAUCGGUUUACACUGCAGGAAUGUUGUUAAUAGCCUUUUCCAGUCCUGUGAACUCCGUCCUCCUAUUCCCUGCUCUGUCCUUCAUUGCUGUGGGAGGAAUUCUGUUCUUGGUGACCAACAUACAGGUGGGGAAUCUCUUUGGCAAUCACCGGUCCACUAUAAUCACUCUGUAUAAUGGAGCCUUUGACUCUUCCUCUGCAGUUUUCCUCAUCAUCAAGUUGCUGUAUGAGGAUGGAGUCUCUCUACGAGGGUCUUCCCUCUUCUUGGCCUGCUGCAGUGUCAUUCAUCUGUUCCGGACUUUUGUGCUGAUGCCUCGUACACAUAUCCCACACCCGCUUCCGGAGAACUACACCUAUGGGAUGAAAUGUGGAGGGACUCGGGAUUACACAGUUGCAAAGGUCGAAGAGAAAAACAUCCAAACUUCCCAGGCUGAAGAGGAAAUGCCAUGUAAAGAGACUUCUCUUCAAGGCCAAAACACAGGCAAAAUGGAGCGUAGUUUCAAGAGCUGUUUGCUUUCCUGGUUCUUCUUGUGGCAUCUGCUGUGGCUCUCAGUGAUGCAGUUGAGACACUACUUGUUCAUCGGGACCUUAAACCCGAUGCUGAAUCAUCUGGCUGCUGGAGACCCAGGCCUUGUCAGUAGAUACACAAAUGCGUUUGCAUUUACUCAGCUGUGUGGGAUUCUGUGUGCCCCCUGGAACGGCCUCAUCAUGGACCGCCACAAAGGAAAGCAGAGAGAACCAGGACAAAGUGAACAAGAGGCAGACUUGAAGGCAGCCAUAUUGUCUCUGUCGCUGACGGCGCUGCAGUGUGUGCUGUUCUCAGUGUGUGCCGCCACCCCCAUCCUUCCUCUGCAGUACCUCACUUUCAUUCUUCAAGUCCUCAACAGAUCCUUCCUCUACGGAGGAAACGCUGCUUUCAUCAGUGUGGCGUUUCCAUCCAUACACUUCGGAAAGCUAUUUGGAGCGGUGAUGGCUUUCUCAGCUGUGGUCUCGCUGCUUCAGUAUCCCUGCUUCACCCUCAUUAAAGGACCACUGGGUGGAGACCCUCUUUAUGUGAACAUUGGUCUGACCAUUCUGAGUCUUCUGGCCUUCAUCAACCCUCUUUAUGUUUACCUGCACUGUCGGCGUCAAGCAGCCCAGCGAGCCAGUUCCAACAAAAGUGCCUCUUCAUAAGUCCUCUAGGCAAAGGGAAUAUCAACCUGACCUAUGACUUUUAAAACUGGUUUCUAUUUCUUACUAGUUUUUCUUUACAAAACUACACAAAAAUGUAUAGUGUAAAGAAAUAUGUUACUAACCUUUCAGUGCCCUGUUUUGCAGAGGUUGACUCUUCACCCCUUGUAUGCGGUGUGUUAUCUUUGCUGAUCAUAGCAGGAAAUUGACCACUUCCCCACCCUCUUUACUAUUUGUUUUUAUGCACAUUAGUUGCUGGAUCUUGCUGGAUAAGUAGAGAUACAUCAUAAAGGGACCACCAUUAAAAUAUGUGAUAUUUUUUGACCAAACAGGGGAGAAAUGUCUGAAAAUGUUCAACUAACUGUAACACCAACUAAGCAGUGAGUUAAUCCAUGCAUGUGCACAAAUAUAUAUAGUAAUUCUCAGCAAAUGUUUACAUGCGCGGUGGUUAUAGGAGCCCUCUGCUGGACACUGUGUGAAACACAUCCUCCUCGGUGCUCCUAAUGAAGUAGCUGUUAUUUAGUCAGCUUUCUGUAAGAUCUCUUUUACAAAUAUAUCAGUAUUACUCCAAAUAAAGGGAAUUGUUAUAAGAAGUUUAGUGAAAGUAACUGAAUUUGUUACUGUUGUAAUGUUUGUCAAUAACGUCUUAACAUCUUGCUAGAACCUUUAACUGUCCUGAAACAUUGCUUCCUGUGUGUUCUUAAGGUGCCAUUAACCAAUCAGUGUUGUCAUGAAGCCAUUGUCCAGAAACUUCACAUGCCAUUUAUGGAACAGUAACUGUGUAAAUAAGUAAAUAAAUAAGCAACUGCACUUUAACUAUGGUUCUAUGUAAAGGGCCUGUUACAGGUUGCCAAAAAGUGAAGAAGAAUACAAAUUAAUAGGCCAGAAAUGCCAUUAAAAGCUUUGUGAAUCAAAACUUGUUAUAUUUGUUGUUACAGAUGUAAAACAUUUGCCCAAGGUGCACCAGCAGAUGGCGCACAAUGUGCUUUUGUAUGAAGCUUUGCACCCAAGUACACAUGCUAAAUAAAGUUUUCAAAAUAUAAUGUCA